Molecule: messenger RNA, 1842 nt
Organism: Talaromyces amestolkiae
Lineage: Eukaryota; Fungi; Ascomycota; Eurotiomycetes; Eurotiales; Trichocomaceae
Exons: 1
Coding region: 1-1842 (613 amino acids)
Biological process (GO): DNA-templated transcription; positive regulation of transcription from RNA polymerase II promoter by galactose
Cellular component (GO): nucleus
Molecular function (GO): zinc ion binding; RNA polymerase II cis-regulatory region sequence-specific DNA binding; DNA-binding transcription factor activity, RNA polymerase II-specific
Source: RefSeq, a predicted model, not a curated record
AUGUCCUCGUCCUACUUCGUGGCUCGAGUCAAUCGCUAUGUAUUAUCGGACAUACUCUAUCAMCCUCUUGGAGAUUUCAGACUCAAGCCGUACCUAGCUGAUUUUGAUUAUGAAUCUGCCCAACAACAGCAGCCACAUUAUGAUACGCCAGAUUACGCAGAGGAUUUGACACGCAUCCAGGAAGAAUACUACCUCAAUCUGCUAUGGCAGACUUUCCACUGUCUUUAUCCUAUCCUCUCUGAGUCGGACUUUGGUCAAUACUAUGAGUCUUUGUGGUCGUCUGCUGAUGGAAACUCUACUCGCAAACCUUCGCCGUUGGUUGACAUCCUGCUUGCCGCGUGCAUGCAGUUUGGCAAUGUUUUUCUCUUCAGCGAACAUAACCUUGACCAAGCUCCCGGAGAUAAUCCUAGAAGAAAGAAGAACGUACACAUGGCUGGUCACAAACAUUAUCAAAGAGCGCAAAGCCUUUUGCACAAUGAGCUGGAGAAUCCUUCCAUCAUGACACUACAAGCUCAUGUAUACUCGGUCAUCUACUUAUACAACAUCUCCCAAUUUAAUGCUGCACAUACCAACUUGGGCACGACGGUGCGGAUUGCCCAAUCCUUGAGACUACAUCUUCGGCCUGUAGAGGGUACCUUACCGGAGGAUCAGGGGCUGUAUCAUCGAAUAUGGAACACAAUCUACCGCCUGGACAGCCAGCUCUCGAUGAAUCUAGGACGAUCUCCGCUGGUUCAACUUCUUGCGUUCGAUGAAGACCACGCUGAAAAAGCACUUUUAUCCGGCACAUCGCUUAUAUCUAGCCAUGACGAUAUCAGUUGGCUAAGCUUCCACACUCAGUGCGCGAAACUACUUUCUACUGUGCACAAAGCUCAAGCUGCGUUUGAGCAUAAAUGUUCCCAGCUGCUCAGCGGCAAUACAACUGGUGAUAUCUACGAUAACCCACGAAAAACCGAGGCGCUGGCCGAGUUCUUCGGACGUGAAAUGACUCCAGUUCGGGAAUGGAGUCAAAAUGUCCCCAAAUCACUCAAAUGCGCUCGCAGAGCUGACGGGGAAGCAUUCUCCAUAGACCGGACACCCUUGAACCUGGAUACGUUCAGUCCCUUGUGGCUUCAACGCCAACGACUUCUCCUCGAGCUUCUGUACCACCACCUCCACAUCUCUAUGCUACGUCAAUUCCUCCGCUUUCCUCCCGUAGCUGUAUCCCUCACCCCACUCGCAGACUUCUUGGGCAUCUCAUGCGUCUACCAUGCCAUAACCCUCACCAAUAUGAUCCACCAAGUUCUAUCGGAAACAGACCUUAUACAAGGCUGGUUCCACGUUUAUCAAUACCAAUGGGACGCCGUAUUGUGUACAUUGGGAUUUGUGCUCGCUAACCCCGUUUGUCCGCCGACGCCACCAGCACGAAAGUCUCUGCAGACGGCUGUACGGAAUCUGGAGAUUAUUGGAGAGCAUUUCCCUGCUGCUGCGAGCGCGGCGAGCUUGGUGCGUGAUACGAAUGGGAGGUUGGAUCGAGUUAUUGACGACUUUCGGCGGAGUAUGAUGGGUCAGCAGCGACGUCCUCCUAACACCUCAUCGUCAGCGCAGUCAAUCGCUGCAGCUCCAAGUGAAGCAGCUGGGCAGACACCAUCUAGGCAAAAUUUAUCAGAGACUUCUGCGGUAUCGUGGCCCGGUCAAUCUAUGAUAACACUGGACAUGGUGCCAACACCGCUUUUGACGACAACAAAUACUGGCCCCCCUGCCGUAUCAAUGCCGAUGGAUGCGAUUAGUGGCAAUGACUUGCAAUGGAUGCAAGGUAGUCUUGAGUCCUGGAUCGACUUUGCGGAUCCAAGGUUCGUUUCAUGA